AGUGUUGUUGUCUGUCGCUGCUGGGGACAGACAGAGCUGCCAAGGACGUCCAAAGUACUGCGGAGACCAACGCGACACGCUAAAAAGUACUACCUCAAGGGACACACGGAGACAAACAGAAAGCAGAAAGCGGAUGAUAUAGAUAGCAACCCAAGGUCCUCCACCAGAGAAGGUUUGCUGGAAUGGGUAACCUGCUAAAAGUCCUAACAAGGGAUAUAGAGAACUAUCCACACUUUUUCCUGGACUUUGAAAAUGCACAGCCGACAGAAGGAGAGCGUGAGGUGUGGAACCAGGUGAACGCGGUCCUCCAGGACUCUGAGAACAUCCUGUCUGGCCUGCAGGCGUACAAAGGAGCCGGCCAGGAGAUCAGAGAUGCAAUUCAAAACCCUAAUGACUUCAUGCUGCAGGAGCGAGCCUGGAACUCAGUCUGCCCGCUGGUCAUCAAACUCAAGAAAUUCUACAGUUUCUCUCUCAGACUAGAGGAGGCUUUGCAGAGUUUGCUGGAGUCCCUGACAUGUCCGCCCUUCACACCCACUCAGCACCUGGAGCGAGAGCAGGCGCUGGCCAAACAGUUUGCUGAGAUCCUCCACUUCACUCUGCGCUUUGAUGAGCUCAAGAUGAGAAUUCCUGCCAUCCAGAAUGACUUCAGCUACUACAGAAGAACCAUCAGCCGAAACCGGAUAAACAACAUGAACUUGGAUAUUGAGAGUGAAGUCAACAACGAGAUGGCCAACAGGAUGUCUCUGUUCUACGCUGAGGCUACGCCCAUGCUGAAAACACUCAGCAACGCAACCACAAACUUCGUGACAGAGAACAAGACUCUUCCACUGGAGAACACAACAGAUUGUCUCAGCACCAUGGCCAGCGUCUGUAAAGUCAUGCUGGAGACACCGGAAUAUUCGAGUCGUUUCAGCAGCGAGGACACGCUCUUGUUUUGCAUGAGGGUCAUGGUCGGAGUCAUUAUCCUUUAUGAUCAUGUUCACCCCAAUGGCGCCUUCAACAAGUCCUCCAAGAUAGACAUGAAGGGCUGCAUAAAAGUCCUGAAGGACCAGCCGGCAGACAACGUAGAAGGCCUGCUGAAUGCCCUCAAAUUCACCACAAAACACCUGAACGACGAGUCCACUCCGAAGAACAUCCGGACGAUGCUCCAGUAACGUUCGUUCUUUUUUUAUAUAAACAGAUAUGAAGAGGAUCAAUGCUCUGACCUCAGUAAGAUGUAAAUGUUUACAUUAUUUAAAAAGACUCGGUGUUAAUACUUGUGUGUAUUUGCAUAGUCAUUCCCUCCAAGCUAUUGAAACCUUCAGAACAUGUACCUUCUACUUUGAAAAAAAACAAAAUGAAAUCACAUCACAUGAAUUGCCUCUACUGUUCAAGCUGUCAAAGCACAAGUGACGGAAACCUUCAGCCUUAUGUAUCUGAGCUUUGCAAGCAGCACUUGGAAAAAAUGUUCUUGAACGAAUCUCCUCAAUCUUUUAUUUGACAAUGGAAUAAGUGUAGUGUACAGCUUUUAUUCGAAUUCAACUUGGUUUUUGAAGCUAAACAAAUCUUUCUUUGAACGUUUUAAAUUGUGACAGGUUCUCGUUGAUAUCACAGUGGCGGAUUUUGUGUCAGCAUGUAUGAAACAAGUGAAGUUUUUUCAUUCUUUUGAUCUACAAAGAAUGAGAUGUAAGGACAGAAUAUGAACUCAAUCAAUGUUGUGUUGCAGUGAAGGGCUGAAUAUUGACAGCAGAUAAGGGAUUGAUUGGUUCGAUGUAAGUAUUGCUAAAAGCUUUAGGGUGUGUUCUCUUUUUAUAGUCCACUGUUGUAUUUGUCUUUUUUUUAACUCCAGUCUUGUGCAACUGUUGAAAUAAAUCCACUGUGAACAAGAAACUUA
Molecule: messenger RNA, 1873 nt
Organism: Plectropomus leopardus (leopard coralgrouper)
Lineage: Eukaryota; Metazoa; Chordata; Actinopteri; Perciformes; Serranidae
Gene: cyria
Product: family with sequence similarity 49 member A
Biological process (GO): regulation of actin filament polymerization
Molecular function (GO): small GTPase binding
Source: RefSeq, a predicted model, not a curated record